AUGUUCAACAUCGCAAACUUAACGCUCAAACGCAGACCGCUUCUGCAGACCAUCGUCAACAUAGCCAUGGACGGAAACAAGAGAAACCCAGCUAGACGGCAUCCUUACAGAGGUAAGAAGGCAUUCGGAACCAACGCGACACCACGACAAAAUGUUGCUUCCUCUGCACAAUCACCAGGAAUACCUCGAGUUGCGACUCCGCCUCUUACAGCACCUGUGCCUGUUGAUACACCAAGAUUUGCGGAUUUAGCCAAGGGGAAUUUGCUUCAUCCUGAGCUUGUAAAGACAAUUACUGAAGAUCUCAAGUUCGACCAUAUGAUGCCAGUUCAAGCCGCGACUCUUCACGAUCUCCUCGCGAAUCGCAUCGAUUGCUUAGCACAAGCAAAGACCGGCACAGGAAAGACCAUUGCGUUUCUCCUACCCGCCAUCCAAACGAUGAUAAAUAAGCGGAGGAGUGCUGGCUCUGGUGUAUCUCUCCUCGUCAUCUCUCCUACUCGCGAAUUGGCUCUGCAAAUUGCCAAAGAAGCGAAAUCUCUUCUACAACGAUUCCCACAAUACAAAGUUGGAGUAGCUAUAGGUGGAACAAAUAAGAAUACGGAGGAGAAAGUAAUUCUCGGUGGCUGUGACAUUCUUAUUGCCACCCCAGGACGUUUGUUUGAUCAUUUGAGUGAUGGGCGCAUCAAAAAUCAAUUCAGUGAUCUCAAUACUCUUGUACUCGAUGAGGCUGAUAGACUCCUUGAUAUGGGUUUCAUGAAUGCUCUCAAAGAUAUUGUCAAAUGCCUUCCUGAUAAAGAGGAAUCUGGAAGACAGGGAAUGCUGUUUUCUGCCACAAUUGCUCCUCAUGUCGAGAAAGUUGCGCAUCUUAUUCUUUCCAAAGGCUACAAGUUCAUCUCAACAAUCCCAGAGGGUGAGGCUCAAACCCACGAUAGAGUCCCUCAGCACCUUAUCACUGUGCCUACAUUCUCAGAUGUCACCGCUGGUCUGGUUGGAUCUAUCAAAUCUGAGGUAAAAAUUGAAGGGUCAGACAGUUUCAAAGCCAUUAUUUUCACGCCAACAGCUGCUUUGGCAGAUUUUUACGGCGAGGUUCUAGAGAAAAUCCCAGGCAUGCCUAGUGUUAGCGUUCUGCACUCGCGGGUAAGUCAAAGCAAACGAACAAGCACUACAAAUGCUUUCCGCAGCGCAAAGAAUGGAAUUUUGGUUGCGACUGAUGUUGUUGCGAGAGGAAUGGAUUUCCCAGGUGUCACAAAUGUGUUCCAAGUCGGCAUACCUUCCGACAAGGAGUCUUACAUUCAUCGAUUAGGACGUACAGGACGUGCUGGCGCUGAGGGCAGGGGAACAUUCAUUGUGGCGAAGUGCGAGGAGUUUUUCCCUAGACACAUCUUGAAGGAGAUCACAUUCGAGACGACAGAGGCAGAUCUGAGCGCUAAAACCGAGGUCGUGCAAAUUACGGAGAAGAUGGAUAACCAGUCGAGGACGUAUCAAGCUUGGCUCGGAUACUAUAAAGGCCACAUGAAGCCAAUGGGCUUCGACUCUGAGGAACUCGUCAACCAAGCUAACAUGUACGCUCGUGGCGGUCUUGGUUCCCCGGAUACUCCUACGAUCAACAAGACUACCGUCGGUAAGAUGGGUCUCAAAGGAACGAAGGGAUUGAAUGUCGUAGCCGACCCACCAAGAGUCUCAAAGGGUGGGCGUCGUGGUGGCGGCGGUGGCGGUGGUGAAGGCAGAAGUUUAGGUUCUGGCGGACAGGGAAGUCUUUCGAACCAGAGCAGCCGUGGCCGUGGAGGAGCUGGACGUGGUGGUGGACGUGGUGGCGGUGGUGCUGGGCGCGGAGGCGCUCAGAGAGAGGCUCAAUGGUAA
Messenger RNA from Glarea lozoyensis ATCC 20868, 1857 nucleotides. Its product is annotated as P-loop containing nucleoside triphosphate hydrolase. The transcript is spliced from 2 exons. The record is from RefSeq and is a predicted model, not a curated record. NCBI's taxonomy places the organism in Eukaryota, Fungi, Ascomycota, Leotiomycetes, Helotiales, Helotiaceae. Gene Ontology annotation, molecular function: ATP binding; nucleic acid binding. The coding region runs from base 1 to 1857 and encodes 618 amino acids. Gene Ontology annotation, cellular component: mitochondrion.